Molecule: messenger RNA, 2157 nt
Organism: Didymosphaeria variabile
Lineage: Eukaryota; Fungi; Ascomycota; Dothideomycetes; Pleosporales; Didymosphaeriaceae
Exons: 2
Coding region: 1-2157 (718 amino acids)
Biological process (GO): carbohydrate metabolic process
Molecular function (GO): chitin binding; hydrolase activity, acting on carbon-nitrogen (but not peptide) bonds
Source: RefSeq, a predicted model, not a curated record
AUGCGUUUCUCCAAGGCUUUGGUCGUCUCGUCACUGGCGAUCCCUUUCGUCUCUGCUCAUGGCGCGCGCGGCAUGCCGAAGAUAUGGGGAAUGGGCCCUGAUGUGAAGAGAGAGGCUUUUGGUCCUGUUGCACCGCGACGCGCUUCUUCUGGUUCUUUGAUGGCAAAAAGCUUCCCAAAGCGCCAGGAUAAUACCAACAUUGAUGGCCAGUGCGGUCCUGACGCCGGAGGCGCUAGCUGUGCCCCCGGAUACUGCUGCUCACCUGCUGGAUGGUGUGGUAACACUCCAGACUACUGCAACGCUCCGGACUGUCUCAUCAAUUACGGUCCUGGCUGUGAUGCUAACAAGGUGCCUAACGGUGACGACACCCGUACGAUUGCCCGUCCCAAGCUCGGAAACGUGGACUACGGUAACGGCGGUAUUUACUCUUGCACUGAGCCCGGUACCGUGGCUAUCACCUACGAUGAUGGCCCAUACAUCUACACUGACUACGUUCUCGGCAUUUUCGAGAAGUACAACAUGAAGGCAACUUUCUUCAUCACUGGUAUCAACAACGGAAAGGGAGCUAUUGAUGAUGCUUCCACUCAAUGGCCUGCCGUCAUUUCCAAGAUGUACGCUGCUGGUCACCAGGUCGCCAGCCACACUUGGUCUCACCAGGAUCUCUCCGCCAUUACCCAGGAACAGCGAAUCGACCAGAUGGUGCACAACGAGAUGGCUAUCCGUAACAUUAUCCAGAAGUUCCCUACCUACAUGCGUCCCCCCUACUCUUCUUGCGACGAAGCUUCUGGCUGCUGGAAGGACAUGCAGGAUCUAGGUUACGUUGUCACUUACUUUGACAUCGACACUGAUGGUACGUUCGCACUAGAAUCAGGCUCACCAAACUUUAUGGCUGAUAGUAGAAUAGAUUAUGACAACGACAGCCCCGACUUGAUCCAGAACGCCAAGAACAACUUCAACAAGUACUUUCAGACCGACAACGUCGCCACGGACAAGUUCCUUUCCAUUGAGCACGACAUCCACGAGCAGACUGCCCACAACUUGACUGAAUACAUGCUCCAGAUCAUACAGGAGAAGGGCUACAAGGGUGUUACCGUUGGCGAGUGCUUGGGCGACCCAGCUGAGAACUGGUAUCGUUCUUCCUCCGGCAAGAUCGUAACUUCGUCUUCCUCAGUCCCUACCGCUACAUCUUCCGCUACAUCUUCCGCUGCCCCCACUGCCACCCCUACUCAGGUGUCGACUGAUGGAACAUGCGGCGGCAACACUGGAUCCACGUGCCAGGGUUCUGAGUUUGGCAACUGCUGCUCCCAGGCUGGCUGGUGCGGAACUUCGACUGACCACUGCGGCACUGGCUGCCAGAGCGUCUUUGGCACCUGCGGCAGCUCUUCGGCUUCGUCUGUUGUCUCUUCCGCGGCAAGCAGCGUAGCAUCCUCCGUGGCCUCCAGCGUCUCUUCCGCUGCCCCUUCGAGCACUCCAACUGCUCUGUCUACUGACGGUCAAUGCGGUCCCUCCAACGGAAAAGGCUGCCAGGGUACUGAGUUCGGUAACUGCUGCUCUCCCGCCGGCUGGUGUGGUACCUCCGAUGCCCACUGCGGCACUGGCUGCAACCCUUUGUUCGGGACCUGUGCUGGCAGCUCCGCCGUUUCCUCUGCUGUCGCUUCCACCUCCGCCGUCGCCGAUGCUGUUUCGUCCUCUGCUGCUGUCGUCUCUUCGACUUCCGUAGUCGCAUCCUCUGCCUCUGCUCCCGCCGCCUCCGCCUCAAGUGUUACUGGUAAGCAGAGCACCGACGGUACUUGCGGUGGCACUUCCGGCUUCAAUUGCAUCGGCUGGUCUGAUGGCGAGUGCUGCUCUGCCUACGGCUGGUGCGGCAACACUGCGGACUACUGCGGCACUGCUUGCAAUCCGCUCUACGGAAAGUGCACCUCUUCCUCCUCGCCCGCCACCACCAUCGCCACCUCUGUCCGCGCUACCUCUACUUCCGCUUCGGCCCCGGCGAAGACCUCUGCUGCGAGCAACGUAAGCACUAACGGCAAGUGCGGCGCUCGCAACGGAAACAAGGUCUGCCCGGGCUCUAAGUGCUGCUCUGUUAUGGGCAACUGCGGUGACAACCUUCUCUACUGCUGGAAGGGCUGCCAGAAGGCUUUCGGCCAGUGCUGGUAA